This is a messenger RNA of Aspergillus ruber CBS 135680, 1090 nucleotides long. Its product is annotated as EXPERA domain-containing protein. NCBI's taxonomy places the organism in Eukaryota, Fungi, Ascomycota, Eurotiomycetes, Eurotiales, Aspergillaceae. The transcript is spliced from 4 exons. Gene Ontology annotation, cellular component: endoplasmic reticulum. Bases 302 to 811 code for a protein of 169 amino acids. The record is from RefSeq and is a predicted model, not a curated record.
GGCCCGUAAUAGUAGCCUCGAUCCACUAAGCUUAAGCUAUGUUUAGGAGGAACUCCCGAGACGCGUGAGAAAAAGCAAAUACACCUGUUUUUUGCUUUUUCUGGUCACCUGACGAGCACUGCUUGCUGCGACUUCACUUGAUGCUAUUCAGAGUACUCGAGUCAAUUGAGAGCUGUCUAUACUCUAUAGAAUAUCGUCUGAAUCAGACUAUUCUAUAGCUGACCCGUGAACCCCCUUGUCCCACCGUUGCUCCUCUCGUCGCCGGUCGGGCUAAAAUACGCACACACCACCAAAUAACAACAUGGCCGGAUCCGCGCCGGCCUCGCUCUGGACUCGCAAACUCGACCUGCUGUACUUUGUUUUUUUCGUCAUUCACCUCCCGAUAAUCUUCCUAAUCGACGCGGCUCCUCUCCUACCGCCGUUCCUCCAGUUUGAUGCCUCGCGACAACUUCGCGAAUUCUACGUAAAUACGUACAAUGACAAGUUCUUCGAGCAGCCGGCGCCCGUGUGGUUCGUCGUAUUUAUCACUAUGGAGGUCUGGUAUCAUGCUCCGUUGAGUAUUUGGGCCAUUGGUGCUUUGUUGCGAGAUGACCCCAUGGUCCCCGUUCACCUGCUAGUUUUUGGCGUCCAGUCGUUCGUCACCUCGUUGCCGUGUCUGGCCGAGGUUUGGAGCUGGACGGAUCGGACGGUGGUCGAAAAGCAGAAUCUCACCAUGUUGUAUAGUCCGUAUGUUGCGUUGGGUGCAUUCAUGGCGCUGGAUAUGACCUUCCGGCUGCGUGCCCGUCUCACUCAGAAGAGCAAGAGCGAGUAGUUGCCAUACUGCAGAGAUAUCAAGGCCAUCCGACAAACAGAUGUAAAUCCGAAAACCGCCACAAGGCGAGGAGUGAAAAGGUCACGUCAAGCAAUAUCUGGAAUCACGGCCGUACGGUGCAGGCAUAAAUACCAUGUAUGCAGCAUGUACAUACGUAGCUGCAAAAGAUUGAUAAUGGGAGAUAGAUAUGACAAAUCGUCUUCAAUUCCCUUGCGCAUUCCCGCUGGCCACCUGUCCUAUGUAGAUAUGCAUUGUAGAUAACCCAUUGCAUAUAUAUUG